AGUAAUUCCUUGUCAGAAAACAAAUUGCACGCAGAAAAUCCUCUGCAGUUUGCAGAGCAAGUUUCUGGGAGUAAUUCCAUUUGUUUCAAUCUUCAGGACAAUAUUGGCUUUCAGACAGUGGGAGGUCAAAUGAAUUCAGAUUUGCAGACAAAGUAUUCUGAACUGUUGACAGUGGGUGCAGCUGACUCUUCAGAUAAUCUAGUCAAGGAUGGCCUGCAAACUCAGGACAGCAUUGGAAGGUGGAUACACUACAUUAUGACUGAUUCUCCUGGAUCGGUAGAUGAUCCAAUUGUGGAGCCCUCAAUUUCAACAGGUCAUGAAUCAUUUUCUUCUCCAAAUAUGGAUCAUCAUCAGUCUUCUGCUUCGGAGCAAAUAUUCAGUAUCACUGAAGUCUCACCUGCAUGGGCUUUUUCAACUGAAGAAACCAAGAUCACAGUGAUUGGAUUUUUUCAUGGACAGCAACACCUUGAAGAGUCAAAUUUAUUUUGUGUAUGUGGAGAUGCUUGUAUUCCUGUAGUUGUCCAAUCUGGAGUAUUCCGUUUUCUGCUUCCACCACAGAGUCCUGGAUUAGUGAAUCUUUAUUUGAGUUUAGAUGGUCAAAAUCCCAUCAGCCAAGUUGUGACCUUUGAGUAUCGCUCUCCUUCAAUGCUCGGCUCAAUGGUUUCUUUAGAAGAUAAGUCCAAAUGGGAAGAAUUUUGUUUCAAGUUGAGGCUUGCUCAUUUGCUCUUUUCUGCAUCUAAGAGCCUUAACGUUUUCUAUAGUAAAAUAUCUCAAAAUGCCCUGAAAGAAGCCAAAAAUUUUUUACUCAAAACCUCCAACAUCACUGACAGCUGGGAAAAUUUGAUCAAGUCAAUCAAAGACGGCAAAAUCUCUUUUGCACAAGCAAAAGACAGCUUGUUUGAGCUCACUUUGCAGAACAGACUACAAGAAUGGCUGUUGGAAAGAAUAGUUGAAGGGUCCAAAAUCUCUGACCGUGAUGAGCAAGGUCAAGGAGUAAUCCAUUUUUGUGCCAUUCUGGGUUAUACAUGGGCUAUUUAUCCGUUUUCAUGGUCCGGCUUGUCAUUGGAUUAUCGGGACAAAUUUGGAUGGACAGCUCUUCAUUGGGCUGCAUAUUAUGGAAGGGAGAAAAUGGUUGCAGCUCUUCUUUCUGCCGGGGCAAAGGCAAAUUUGGUCACAGAUCCCACUUCAGAAAAUCCUGGUGGAUGCACUGCCGCUGAUCUUGCAUCCAAAAAUGGUUAUGAAGGUUUAGCAGCUUAUCUUGCAGAAAAAGGUUUGGUGAAACAAUUUGAGGAUAUGGCCCUAGCUGGAAAUGUCAGUGGUUCGCUGCAAACUUCCACAGCAGAUUCGGUAAACACUGGGAACUUUAGCGAGGAGGAGCUGUAUCUGAAGGAUACUCUGGUAGCUUAUCGAACAGCUGCUGAUGCAGCUGCACAAAUACAGGCUGCGUUUAGGGAGCGCUCACUCAAGUUACGGACAAAAGCAGUUCAGCAAUCCAAUCCAGAGGAUGCAGCACGCACUAUAAUUGCAGCUAUGAAAAUUCAGAAUGCCUUCCGCAACUUUGAAACGCGAAGAAAGAUGGCAGCGGCUGCCAGAAUCCAACAUAGGUUCCGUACUUGGAAGAUCCGAAGAGACUUUCUCAAUUUGCGCCGUCAAGCAAUCAAAAUUCAAGCUGUUUUCAGAGGUUUCCAUGCACGGAAACAUUAUCGGAAGAUCAUUUGGUCAGUUGGAGUGCUUGAAAAAGUAGUUUUACGUUGGCGUUUAAAGAGAAAAGGUCUUCGUGGCCUUCAAGUUCAUCCUAUGGAAGCUGUCAAAGAUCCAACUCAAGAAAGUGAUGGGGAGGAGGACUUCUUCCAAGCCAGCAGGAAACAAGCUGAGGAUCGGGUUGAGAGAUCCGUUAUUCGGGUCCAGGCCAUGUUUCGUUCAAAGCGAGCCCAAGAAGAAUAUCAAAGAAUGAAGUUGGAGCAUAAUAUAGCAACGUUGGAAUACGGACUUCUCGAUCGUGAUGGUGACAUGUGAUGAGAGUAGAAUGGGAUUAAGGCAUUGCUUGCUUGGAACAGCACCGGAGAGGAAAGGGGUGAGGUGAAAAAAGACAUGUUUAUGUUCUUCAACAGUGAUGUUUGUACAUCUUGUAAAUGCUUUAGGUGAGGUUAGUCCAGUAAUUUUGGCCAUCGUACAUGUUUUAUGAAGUUUUUUUUUUUCUUUCUUGGGGGUUAGGGGAGGGUGAGGAUGUGGUUUCAGUUUCCAUUUUGGUCAGUAUUUUAGGCCCGUUUACGUGUGUUUGGAUAACAGGGUUGGAUUGGAUUGAAGAUCUAAAAAAAUAUUUUUUCUUAUCCAACCCACACUCACUUAUUAUUGGACUGGUUAGGAUUUAAUAGCUAUAUUUUAUCUUUUCCAAUGUUUGAAAAACACAUAAGCACUUUUGUGAAACCCAUGGAAAAGGGUG
Ilex paraguariensis (yerba mate) is the source of this 2443-nucleotide messenger RNA. The record is from the annotation of a GenBank genome assembly. Lineage: Eukaryota; Viridiplantae; Streptophyta; Magnoliopsida; Aquifoliales; Aquifoliaceae.